GAAGAAGAGGAAGAAUAAGCAGCUCUGCGCCUGCGCAGCUCGCUCAGCUGCGACUACAGAUCGGUUGCGGAGGAAAAGAAAGGGAACUCGGAGCGGAUUUUCUUUUUUGUUUUUAUUUGUCUGCGGUUAACACGAUGGCUGGUACCGCACUGAAGAGACUCAUGGCGGAGUAUAAACAGCUGACGUUGAACCCACCUGAGGGGAUUGUAGCAGGUCCUGCCAAUGAGGAGAACUUCUUUGAGUGGGAGGCUCUCAUCAUGGGUCCUCAGGAUACUUGUUUUGAAGGUGGAGUGUUUCCAGCCGUCCUCAGUUUUCCCUCUGAUUAUCCUCUCAGUCCUCCUAAGAUGAGGUUCACCUGCGACAUGUUUCACCCCAACAUCUAUCCCGACGGUCGGGUCUGCAUCUCCAUCCUCCACGCUCCGGGCGAUGAUCCGAUGGGAUAUGAGAGCAGUGCGGAGAGGUGGAGUCCGGUCCAGAGUGUGGAGAAGAUCCUGCUGUCUGUGGUCAGCAUGUUGGCAGAGCCUAACGAUGAGAGUGGGGCGAACGUCGACGCCUCUAAAAUGUGGCGCGAGGACAGAGAGCAGUUUUACAAACUGGCGCAGAAGAUCGUGCGGAAGUCGCUCGGCCUUUGAGGGAGGUUGUCGGCGCCCCGGGACCGUGAUGUCAUCACCGCGAGACGGCGCCCAGCGCUCUGUUUGUGUUUGUUUGUUUUCAGAAACACUCCUCUUUUCCCCGCCUCCGGUACCUUUUCACUCGGAUAACAGACACGGCGUCCUCCCCGUCUCCAUGGAAACCAACACACACAGGCAGAGCGCCGCUGGGACGGACGGAUCGAUAAACUGAUGGACGGACGAGCGGGAGCCGAUCGCAGCGCUCAGGCGGAUGUUUGUGACGAAACGUUUCAGGACGUUUCCAUCUAAAUGUUACUGAUUCGCAAAGUUAGGUCGACGGAGGAAGAAGGAAAGCGGUCUGUGGAUUCGUUAACUCGCCAUGUGACCAUCCCCGCGACGAUGUCGUCACCACCUGUCCGGGGCAUUUCACACCUGGACACGGUGCUCCAGGACCGUAGCUACCCAGACUGCGGCUGGGCGAGACGACCGCUUGCAUUAUCGUACUUAUUUGAUAUCGAUCAAUACCAGUAAUCAUGGAUAUCGACCUCGGUUUCCUGGUCCUGUGUCCACGCCUGGCUCCUCACCGUCGCUCACCUUUACGCUUCCUGCUGUAGCAGAGGAGGUUCGGCCCAAACUCAGAGCGGACACAUUCCUCCUCAGUUACUCGCCAGUCGAUCAUCGUUAUCGUGGGAGGUUUUUUUUUUUUUUCUUUCGAUAAUCAUCGGGAUCGUUUUCUCGCCCUACUUUCACCAGAACCAGAAAAUUACACAGUUUGACAUUUGAUCCAGGUGAGAAUCCGACUGAGCACACACCUGUCCUCGGGUCAGUUUGUAUGUGCCGUGGGUCUGGUCGCCGUGUGUACCGCAGGAGGCAAAAAGCUCCGUCUUUGACAGGCUGCAGUCGGCCAUGUUCCCCUGGAGCACCGCUCCACGUUAAAUCUGGGAUUAUUCUCACCAGGUUUGGUUGAUAACAAUAUGCUGCAGCUGGAAAGUGAAAGGUAAUCCUCUUCGUUCAGAGAAACCGCGGCUGCUCGCCUCCUUAAAAAAAACAACACACACAGCCAAUCAAACAGCAGCGAGGCAGCCAGGUGGGCAGCCCCACCUGGCUGCUUAGAGACCCCUUCGGCCCAGAGCAACUAAACUACCUUUAUAAAACUCUGGUAUCAGACACUGAGGUUAAACUGUAGAACAAUGACCCACUAAAACCACGUGUUGUUCUGCUGCCAGCAGGUGGCGCUGUGACCCACUUACCCCAGAUGACCCAUUGCCUCUGCUUUAGUGGGUCAGUUCGCCAGAAGAGCGUUUCUGCACGUGUCAGCAAGUUUUUAGAGAGAGAGAUGAGAGAGAGUCCUCUGUCUGAGCUGCACAUGAACCGGUUUAC
Xiphias gladius (swordfish) is the source of this 1991-nucleotide messenger RNA. It is a transcript of the gene ube2g2, whose product is annotated as ubiquitin-conjugating enzyme E2G 2 (UBC7 homolog, yeast). Gene Ontology annotation, cellular component: endoplasmic reticulum; cytosol. The transcript is spliced from 6 exons. The coding region runs from base 135 to 632 and encodes 165 amino acids. The record is from RefSeq and is a predicted model, not a curated record. NCBI's taxonomy places the organism in Eukaryota, Metazoa, Chordata, Actinopteri, Istiophoriformes, Xiphiidae.